GCUGGAAGGAAAUGUAUAAGCGUCCGUUAACGGUCACGUAAACAAAAUUGGAUUUUCUGUUAUGAUUUUUAUAAAAGAAUACGGAUUCUGCAAUUGUUAGAAAUGGGAAAAAUUUCGAAGGUAGUUGUUUGUGGAAUGAAAGGAGUGGGAAAGACCGCAAUUUUAGAACAAGUUAUUUAUGGCAAUAUAGACGAGAAGUCUGAGUUACACCCAACAAUUGAAGACAUUUAUGUAGCAAACAUCGAGUCUGACAAAGGUACUAGAGAGAAAUUGAGAUUCUACGACACUGCAGGGAUCGAGCACUCUCAAAUCUCGACUGCAAAUGGAACGACAAACCAGCAACUGCCCAGGCAUUACCUGACCAUGGCAGAUGGGUACAUCUUAGUAUAUGAUAUCUCAAAAAGCGGAUCUCUGGACGUUCUCGUUUCUAUAAAGAAAGACAUUGAUAAAAAUAAAGAUAAGAAGGAGGUAACCAUUAUUGUGAUCGGCAACACAUUCAAAGAAGAAGAUAAUCCUACAGACAUAGAUUCCACAAUCAGUAAAGCAACUCAGUGGUGUGCCAGAGAAAAAUUGAGGCAUUUUACUGCUUCAGCUAUGAAACGGUCUAGUUUGUACGAACCAUUUGUUUUCAUUACCAGCAAGCUGACACCACCGCCUAGCAAGAGUAGUUUUACACCUUUGUCCAUGGGUAGGAAAGUCGUGAAGGACUGACUGAUUUGAUUCAUUGGACAUAAUCCACUUAUCUGUAUUCAGUUCAAUUGGGAAUCUACGAUUGUGUGAAGAGUAAAUAAUAUUUCUUGUAAUUGUAAAUACAUUUUUAUACUGUAGUUGUAAUCAGUUGGGUUCUUUUUGUUUUGGCCUCUCUCUGUUAUGAAAUAUAAUACAUUUCAGUUGCUUAAUA
This is a messenger RNA of Leptinotarsa decemlineata (Colorado potato beetle), 901 nucleotides long. It is a transcript of the gene kappaB-Ras, whose product is annotated as NFKB inhibitor interacting Ras like 1. Gene Ontology annotation, molecular function: GTP binding; GTPase activity; GTPase activating protein binding. Gene Ontology annotation, biological process: negative regulation of canonical NF-kappaB signal transduction; Ral protein signal transduction. NCBI's taxonomy places the organism in Eukaryota, Metazoa, Arthropoda, Insecta, Coleoptera, Chrysomelidae. The record is from RefSeq and is a predicted model, not a curated record.